AGUGAGAAUGCGUUCUCACGCGGCAUCGCGAGUAGCUCAGGCAGUGCUCCUUUGACUUCCAAAGAGGCCGCGCAAAGCAGAGACUAGGAGCAUGCCGUUACCGAAAAUAGAGCCGUGAGGGUAGCACGAUGGCCCAACAGCAGUGCCGCGAUUUGGGUCAACGCGCAGCCAAAUUGAAUUUCAUCCUUAAUGGGCGCAUGAGCCCCCUCCCCUCCAGCUCGCAGCUCCUCUGUGCGUAAUGCACAUUGCAUGCACUGUGAUGCAUCCAAUAACGUGUACAAUACCUCAAGCCCCAAGCCUCAAGCAUCGAGCGUCAGAGCGCUUGAGCGCUGACGGAUGCUAGCAAUGUCCUCCUGCCUGACCUUCAGAUAGCAUAGACCGAGUUAUUGACUCGUCUGGCUCCUCUGAUUUGAAAUGCAUACUCUGGCAUAUUUUGACUAAGAUGUGUACCCUCUAGGUUAACCGGUGGCUAUCAAGGUCGCGAUGCACACCAUCUUUCGCUCAAGCUGUUAUUUAAAGGCAGACUGGAAGAUCGUAUGUGAGGUAAAGACGGCCAUGCUCAGAAACAUUGAAGGCCUUCAUCGUUUGUCGCAAAAGCUUGAGGCAACUUUGAUUCAUCUCCUCGUCAUGGACAAGGCUCCUUCUCUUACCAGCUCGCCGGCAAGCUGCGGGCCGACCACGGUGGCAGCUGACGCUUAUGCCGAGUACGACCUCGUGAUCAUCGGCUCGGGGCCGAGUGCCCUCGCUCUGCUCUCUCGCAUUCUCGAAGAGCGCCCAGCCGCAUUGUACACCGAGGACGAGCGCGUUCAUUUGCACUGGCUGCAACGCCGCACCAACGGUCAGUCUCGCGGCCGUACGACGCUAAAGACGUAUAAGAGCUCUCAAGGCGUGCACAUCAAAGCGAAGGACCGUGGCGACAUUUGCACGAGGUUGCUGCGCCGUUGUGCCUGCCCUCGGGUUCUCGUCAUAGACAAGCUCGGAGAAGGCUGGCUUGGAGCAUGGAACCGAUCGUUCAAGGCGUUCGAGAUCACCCACCUGCGGUCGCCAAUGUUCUUCCAUCCGUCACCGUCGGGACUCGACGACUUGCUCGCAUACGCCGUGCGAAGCAAUCGCAAUCGACUCGGAAAUCCUAGCGUCCUGUACACGCGCAACAAAGGCCAUUCGGAUGCAUCAUUACCUGACCUCAUCGAAAUUUGCGGCGUUGUCGGCAAGGAGAUAUCAAACCACCGAAAGAAGAAGAAGCGAUCAGGGCGCAAGUGCCAGCUCGACCUCGGCGUCAAUGUGAACGAGCGUGCGCGGGAAGACUUUUACACACCGUCUACGGACCUCUUCGCCAAAUUCAUCCGCGAGGACAUUGUCGAUCGCUACGGCCUACCAGGCCUGCUUGCACCGUGGAAAGGCCUCGCGGAACAACUGCUGGAACAACCAACUCACUCACAAUGUUCUGGCUCUGAACUCACCGUCGUAAAGGGAGAGGUGCAAGACCUUGAGUGGCAGGAUGAUGGCACGUGCUUCUGUGGUGCGCAAGACAGCGGGUUUGUGCUCAAGCUUGCCUCUGGCGAGACUGUCGUGUCAAAGGCAGUGGUUGCUGCCGUCGGUCCAGGUGGCAUGCCGGCAGUCCCUUCUCUGUUUCUCCGUGAACAGAAAGCUGAUCAACACAAGCCAGCGUCAGCGAGCGGCUUGGGAUGGUGCCAUUCUUCCGCUCUCGCCAGUAAGGAAUUUGCCUUCCCCCCUCCUCACGUGCUGACUGCACGCCUGGCCGGGCACAAGACCACCGCCGUCGUCAUUGGGGGAGGACUCACGUCCGCGCAGAUCAUCGACUUGUGCUUGAAGCAUCAUCAUUUCGACUCAGUCAUUCUGCUCCUCCGUGGCCAUCUCAAGUGCAAGCCAUUCGAUGUUGGCGAUGAAUGGAUGGGAAAAUACUCCAACCUGCAAAAAAUGCGUUUCUGGCAAGAGGAUGAUCCUCAAAAGCGGUUGCUCGCUCUUCGAGCUGCCCGGGAAGGUGGCAGCAUCACACCAAUCUACGCACGCAUUUUGAAGGGAUGGGAGGAAGCUGGCAAACUUGAAAUACUACCUUUCUCCGAGGUGACGGGCUGGAAAUGGAUACCCGAACAAGGCGUCAACAGCAUCACAUUGAUGACAAAGGAGCUCAAGACAGUCGCUGUUUCGCUCUGUGGGACGCCGUCGCGGGAAACCAUCACAAAGAAUCGCGACCUCACAGCCGACUACAUCGUUGCAGCUACGGGAGCAGAGCUUGCCUUUUCCAAGCUACCUUUCAUGCAUAAGCUCACAGAGCAGCAUCCUGUGCCCAUGUACGGCGGUCUUCCCAUGCUGACGGAGGAUCUGCAAUGGACCAAAGAUGUGCCGUUCUUUAUGAUCGGCGCUGCAUCAGCUCUGCAAGUAGGACCCGGCGCUUUCAAUCUUGGCGGCAUUCGAGAGGCGGCCGACCGUGUUGCCACGCGGCUGGCCGAGCUGUCACUUGCAGAAGAGGGCAGCAAGCACUCGACCACCGCUCACACAGAUGUGGAUGACUAUCCUCUUUCCUUCACCCACUUUGGCUUUGAGACCCUCUCGAUGGAGGCCUGAAGCAGAAACAAAAGGAGAUGCAUGUUCUAUGCUACAUGAAUGCAUACUCUAUCG
Molecule: messenger RNA, 2640 nt
Organism: Tilletiaria anomala UBC 951
Lineage: Eukaryota; Fungi; Basidiomycota; Exobasidiomycetes; Georgefischeriales; Tilletiariaceae
Exons: 3
Coding region: 484-2586 (700 amino acids)
Source: RefSeq, a predicted model, not a curated record